Molecule: messenger RNA, 1931 nt
Organism: Cylas formicarius (sweet potato weevil)
Lineage: Eukaryota; Metazoa; Arthropoda; Insecta; Coleoptera; Brentidae
Product: nuclear pore complex protein Nup50-like
Exons: 4
Coding region: 553-1809 (418 amino acids)
Biological process (GO): protein import into nucleus
Cellular component (GO): nuclear pore
Source: RefSeq, a predicted model, not a curated record
AAUAGAAAUACCUAUUGUUAAGAAAAUCUAUCAAUGCUAUUUACUGUAGCAUAAAAAAUAAAAAAUUAAACUUAGAAAUUGUAGAAGUAUAAUAUAGAAAUUUUACAAAAUCUGUGGAAUUGUUUUGCUGCAAUGCGAUAAAAAAACUUUUGGUUUGUCCAAAGUCUGCAAAAUAGUAUGUAUUCUGUAAACUUUGAUGCGCUAUUGUUUCCAUUCACAAUUCGAUAUAAUUUUAUGAAACAAAUCAAUUUUAAUAUGUAUGUAAUAACUAAUUUAGGCACCACAAAACACCAACAGUCCUAAUAAUAUAUUCCAUGGCGCACUUUGUGAUCUGUGACAAUGUCACAUAUGUCAAUUUUGUCAACCUCAUUUUUGUGUAUUGGGUUUUGGCGGAAUUAUUUCAGAUGUUCUCUGUAUAGGUUUUUGGUUCGUCCCUAAAAGCUGAUAAUUUCUGUAGAACAUAUUUUCAUAAAGUUUUUUAAAAACACGAUUUGCCAAUUCAUCUCGAGAUUUAGCGAAUGCAGGCGUAGUGUGAAGUCGGACAAACCGCCGAUGGCUGGUAAAAGAAGUGCCACUAGUGAUCUAAAUCACGAAAAUUGGAACUAUGACGAGGAGCCCGAAGAGAGAGGAGUAUUUAAGAAAGCUUCCGACGACGCUCUGAAAGCCAGAGUAAUCAGAACGGCCAAACGAAGGAAUCCAAUAUCAUCAGUUAGGGAAAACAAUAUUGAAGAAAAGAAAAAUAUAUUUGCUAGCUUCACAGCAUUUCAAAGUAGCCAGCCUUCGUCAGAUUUCUCCUUCAUUAAUGAUGUCUCAAAAUCUAGCUCUAUAAAAGUAAAUGGGACAGAAAAGGCAACCAAUAUAUUUUCAAGUAGUGGAAGUAUUUUUGGAGCUGUUCCCUUGACAAAUGCCACAAUAAAGGGUACUAACAGCAAUGAAGUCAUCACUUCAGUUCCCGGGGAAGGAUCAAAACAUUCAGAUACAUACUUUUCUAAACUGAAAGGCCUGAACGAAAGUGUUUCUAAGUGGAUUGUUCAAAAAGUAGAGGAGAACCCCUUGAUUAGUCUGCAACCUAUAUUUAAUGAUUAUAAAAAAUAUCUAGAUGAAUUAGAAAAUGACGAACAAAAGAAUGGUCAACAGGAAGUAGCUAACUCAAAUUCUACACCAUUGUUUAGCUACUCUAAAAAUAUGCCAGUUCCUGAUAGCACCUCAGAGAAGACUGCAGAAAAUAAAACAGUUACACAAUUUAAGUUUGGCUUGCCUGAAGCAAGUGUAUCAAAUGUAGUCAAUACAAAACCAUUUUCUUUAGGAACCACUUCAGGCCCACACACGUCUUCAUUUUCUUUUGGAAGCAGUUCCUCAGGAGUGUUUAGCAAUAGUUUUGGUUCACAAAGUUCUGUUAAAACCACAGAACAAACUGCAGAAGACAAUGACGAUGAUGAAGAGCCCCCAAAAGUGACAUUUACAGCAGUUGUGGAAAAGGAUCACUUUUACACCACUAGGUGCAAAGUUUUUGUCAAGAAAGGUGACAAUUUUAGUGACAUGGGAGUGGGCAGUUUGUACCUAAAACCCAUUGAAAAGACUGAAAAAGUUCAGUUAAUUGUGAGAGCUGAUACAAACUUGGGUCAGUUGUUAUGCAAUUUCAUCCUUUCAAAAAGCUUGCCUAUUAAGAGAAUAGGAAAGAAAGAUGUAAUGUUAGUUACAAUUCCUACACCAAACUCGCAGCCAACUCCUGUACCUAUUCUGUUAAGGGUCAAGUCAUCAGAGGACGCAGACAAUCUUUUGGAAACAUUGGAAAAACAUAAAAACUAGAUAAGAACCCCAAUUUUUGCUGAUUUUACUUUUUGUGCUCAAUAUAGUUUGUUUUUUAAUUAAGCAUUUUAUUAAAAUAAAAAUACUUAAUUCACAUAUCUCAAUUAUUAAAAUAAGUCAAU